AUGGCAACGCCCGGCGCCUGCGCCUCCAGCUCAGCGGCAACUUCCUGGCAAGUCCAGUUGGGAUUUCGGGGCCUGAAAACUCUUGACCUGCGUCAAGAGCAGGAAUGCAUUGUUAUUAACAUUUUCACUAGCAUUAGUAUGCUCAUCAAGCGAAAAAGACGUUCCACAGGAAACUGCUCGCCCGCAACCCCGCCGCGUGAGUGGCCCGACGGUGAUUGCUUUCGAUGCGGCGCCGCGCACCAGCCCCCAGCUGCCGCCAUGACCUUCCCAGCGGACCUCAUGCUGCGGGGUGGCACUGCGGUGUGCCGCUCCGUGCUGGGGCAGACCUCCCUUGACAUUGAGCUGGCCGCCGCCAGCCCGGCACCUGCCGCCGCCGCUGCCGCUGCCGCUGUUCGCGAGGCCGUGCGCCUCUACCUGGUGUUGGACAACUCGGGCUCCAUGGCGGGGUCCCCGCUGGACACAGCCAAGCGCGCCGUCAUCAGGUUUGCGCAAGCGGCGCCGGCGGCGGCGGGCGUGAUGGAGGCCUGCUGGCUGGUGGAAUUCAACACCUCGACCCGCGCCCACAGCCUGCUGGGCCUGGGCGGCGCCCAGAUCGAGGAGGCGGUGGGCACCAUCCCCGCCGGCGGCAGCACCUGCUUCCAUCGCGCGCUUUCCACGCUGGCUGACCUGGCGGCGCCCUCCGCCCCGCUGGGCGCCACCGCAGCCGCCGCCGCCGCGGCAGCCGUCGCGGCCGCCAGGCACUUUGUCGUCUUCUUCUCUGAUGGCUGCGACAGCGGCUACGGCGGCGUGGAGGCAGCGUUGGAGUCCCUUCAGGCCAGGCUGGGCGGCGGCAGCGGCGGCGGCAGCGGCGGCGGUGGCGGCACGGGAGCGGAGUGGUGCGUGCACACGCUGGGUUUUGGGCGGGACCACGACGCCGCCUUCCUGUCCAGCCUCACCCUGGCCGGCAGCGCGCCGGGCUCGUUCCAGUACAUUCAGAGCAUGGCUGAGCAGAUGGGCCCUUUCCCUGGAUCGUGUGCUGGAGCUCGGCUCUUCUGCGCGGCUGUGCCGCUGGAGGGGCCUGUUGAGGUGGAGGCUGCGGCGCGAGCUGCCAGCAGCAGGCUGGGACUCAGGCUGGAGGUGCCUGAGGCGGGCGGGCAGGCGGUCCAGCUGGCGCUGACGUGGCGGAAGGCGCCGCUGGGUGAGCUGGCCGGCGAGGCGCUGGCGGUCGUCAAGCGUCUGCUCAUCUCCUGGACCCACUCGCUGGCCACCCGCAGCCUGCCCAGCGCCGCCGUCCAGGCCCUGCGCGACCAGCAGCUGGCGCCGCUGAGGCGCGAGCUGGCGGCGGUGCAGGCCCGCGCCAAGGAGCUGCUGCCGCUGGGGCGGGAGGGGUACCGCGCCGCCAGGGCCUCGCUGCUGGAGGCGGCCUCCCUGCUCAACCAGUUUGAGUCGGAUGUGCUGGCUGCCGCACUUGACGGCUCCCUCACCAACCACGCCGUCGCCUCCCUCAACCACCAAACCUUCCAGCACCUCAGCAAGGCGGCGAUGAGGAAGAACCUGGGCAAGCGCGUGGGGCAGAACCUGGAGCUUCUGGAGGAGGUGGAGGCGGGGGUGGCGGCCGCGCUGGGCGAGCUGGGCGACCCCGCCACCCUGCAGCCGCCCGGCGGCGCUUGCGCCUCGCUGGGCGCCUGCGCCGUCUCCUGCCUGGACUGGCGCGAGGCGCUGGCGGUGGGCGACUGCCUGUGCCUGGGGCUGGAUGUUGAGCGGCCCGAGGCUGCCAUCAUGGACCCCUCCCGCCUCGUCAUCAAGGCCAUCCAGCCCACCCGCAUCACUGCCGAGAGCUUCAUGGACGCCCUCAGCUUCGCCCUGAGCGGCCGCAGCGGUGCAGACGUGCACGGCGGCUUUGGGCGCGGCGCCGGCGCUCGGGUGGUGGCAGGGGAGGGGCGGGAGCCCAUCACCGGCGCCCUGCCGCUCUACAUCUGCCCGCAGCACUGGUCUGUGGCCAGGCUGCACGCCAAGCCCCUGCUCGCCUGGAUGUGCACCCUCAGCCCGCUGGGGUACGCAGUUGAGCAGGUGCGGACCGUGCCCUUCCUGGUGCUGGCAAAGGCGCUGCGGGACCUCGGGGGCGGCGGGCGGGGCGGCACCAGCUUCAGGGACUGGGCGGCGCAGCAGGUGCUUGACACGUGCAUGGCUGUGUACCGAGACUUGCGCCCCCGCCUGCUGUCCGAGCUGUUUGGAGGGCAGGAUGAGGCCGGGUGCAGCUGCGGUGCAGCUGCCAGGCGGCUGCGAUACCUGGAGGGCGGCCCUGCUGCGCGCACGCUCGAUGUGGUGCCCAGCACUGAGGUCUGGCUCAUGUGGCUGCUGUGCGCUGUGAGGAGCGGAGACGCGGCGCUCUCGGCAGAGGACUGCGACGAUCUGCGGCUGGCGGUGGCAGAAGAGGAGCUGCGGCGGUGCACGCGCCCGCCGGAGGCUGCUGGGGAGGCCGCCGGCUGCGCGACCUCCGCUGCCGCCAUCGCCUCGCUGCUGGGCGUCGACCUGCAGCAGGCGGUGGCUGAGGUGGAGGCCAGGUGGCGCGCUUUCCACCCCGGCUGCGAGUAUGCUGACGUGGAGGCGGCUGAGCUGGCCGCUGAGCUGGAGGCUGAGGUGGCGAGCCUGGCAGCUGCGGUGGACUGGCGCGCCCAGCUGGGGCAGGCCGGCAGCCACCCCGCGGUGGCGGCCAUGGAGGCUGGCUACCGGCCUUGGGUGCGGCCCCGUCUCGACCUGCUGGCCUGGGUGGAGCAGGCCAGCCUUGGCGGCGAGGCAGCGGGCUGGCCGAGCAGCGCCCGCCAGCCGUGGGCGGCCCCCGAGACGCUGGCGGCCUGGCUGCCCGGCCCGGCGCUGGCAGCGCUGGCGCUUCAAAACGGGGAGGGGGCGCGCAACGCCGACCGCCGCGCCUACAUUGCUGCUGGCUUGCAUGUGGAUCCUUUCAAGCAGCCCGAGGCCCUGCUGCGGCGCUUCUAUUGCAAGGUGGUGUGGGAUGCUGUGCGGGCGGGCCUGGGAGACGUGAGGGACGCAGCAUACCUGCGCUCUGCGGCCCGCAUGGCCGAGGCUUUUGCGGCUGCCGCCAGCCUGGAGGCUGCGGCAGACGCCAUCGAGGGCUGGCGCCUGGGCCGGCCUCACGCCCUGCGCCUGCUGCUGGACGCGCUGCGGCGCGCGGGCGGCGCCCCGCUGCCGCUCCCCAAGAUGCGGCUGCUGAUGAGCUGGGGGCUGGGCCGGCGCCUGCUGCGGGGCGACGAGGACAGGCGCAGCCCCGCGCACGCCGCCGCAGCACUGGGCCAGGCCGCAGCCAAGGUGCAGGCGGAGGUGGAGGUUGGGGAGGCGGGUGGGCUGGGCUCGCCCACCGCCUGGAUUCCCUCACGCCGCCACGUCUACCGCUUCCUCCAGGCCAACCACCGCCAGGUGGACCUGCCCGAGGCGCUGGAGCUGUUUGGGGGCUGCAGGGGGGUGGACGAGGCCUACCUGCGCCUGCAGUAUGCCGACGGCUUCACGAGCACCGCCAGGCGCAAGGCGUUUCGGGAGUGGCGCGAUGCGGCGUGA
Chlorella variabilis is the source of this 3552-nucleotide messenger RNA. RefSeq lists its product as hypothetical. Bases 1 to 3552 code for a protein of 1183 amino acids. The record is from RefSeq and is a predicted model, not a curated record. NCBI's taxonomy places the organism in Eukaryota, Viridiplantae, Chlorophyta, Trebouxiophyceae, Chlorellales, Chlorellaceae. The transcript is spliced from 11 exons.